Coniophora puteana RWD-64-598 SS2 is the source of this 537-nucleotide messenger RNA. Its product is annotated as Aspergilloglutamic peptidase. Lineage: Eukaryota; Fungi; Basidiomycota; Agaricomycetes; Boletales; Coniophoraceae. The annotation marks the transcript as partial. Gene Ontology annotation, biological process: proteolysis. The record is from RefSeq and is a predicted model, not a curated record. Gene Ontology annotation, molecular function: glutamic-type endopeptidase activity. The transcript is spliced from 2 exons.
UCUGUAACUGGUACAUUCACUGUCCCAACACCGACGGGUGAAGGAUCCGCUGCCAUGUGGGUCGGCAUCGACGGUGUCGGCUGCCAGGUCAUUCUCCAGACGGGUGUCGACGCCACUAUCGACAAUGGUCAAGUGUCGUACUCAUCGUGGUAUGAGUGGUACCCCGACCCGUCCCACACCUUCGACAAUAUCAACUUCUCGGCAGGCGACGUUGUCACUUUGACCGCGACCGCUCACACCACCAACACCGGCACGGUGACGAUUGAGAACGCAACCAACGGUCAGAAGGUGUCGUCGGACGUGAACUCGACGACGGCGCUGUGCAUGCAGAAUGCGGAGUGGAUUGUCGAGGAUUAUAUCGGCGGCAACAGCCAGGUGUCGUUCGACAACUUCGGCACUGUCACAUUCACAAACGCACAGGCUACGACGGGCUCGGGCGCCGUCGGCCCCGAUGGCGCGACGAUCUACGAGAUUGUGCAGAAUAAUGUGCAACUGACGCAGGCUUCUGUACAGAACGGCAAUGUUGUUAUCAGCCAU